AUGGUGGCUUGUUACCCAGGCAAUGGAACAGGAUAUGUGCGCCAUGUUGAUAAUCCAAAUGGAGAUGGAAGAUGUGUUACCUGUAUAUAUUAUCUUAAUAAAGACUGGGAUGCCAAGGUAAGUGGAGGCAUCCUUCGGAUAUUUCCAGAAGGUAAAGCCCAAUUCGCUGAUAUUGAACCCAAAUUUGAUAGACUUCUAUUCUUCUGGUCUGAUCGCCGCAACCCUCAUGAAGUACAGCCAGCAUUUGCUACAAGGUACGCAAUAACAGUGUGGUAUUUUGAUGCAGAUGAAAGAGCACGAGCUAAAGUAAAAUAUCUAACAG
This is a messenger RNA of Merops nubicus (carmine bee-eater), 322 nucleotides long. RefSeq names its product egl nine homolog 1. NCBI's taxonomy places the organism in Eukaryota, Metazoa, Chordata, Aves, Coraciiformes, Meropidae. Gene Ontology annotation, molecular function: ferrous iron binding; L-ascorbic acid binding; peptidyl-proline 4-dioxygenase activity. Gene Ontology annotation, cellular component: nucleus; cytoplasm. Gene Ontology annotation, biological process: peptidyl-proline hydroxylation to 4-hydroxy-L-proline; cellular response to hypoxia. The transcript has 3 exons. The annotation marks the transcript as partial. The record is from RefSeq and is a predicted model, not a curated record.